This is a messenger RNA of Paraglomus brasilianum, 453 nucleotides long. NCBI's taxonomy places the organism in Eukaryota, Fungi, Glomeromycota, Glomeromycetes, Paraglomerales, Paraglomeraceae. The record is from the annotation of a GenBank genome assembly.
AUUCAAACUAUGUUUUGCCAAACGAUGUUGGAGAAGAAGACAGACUAGAUAUGCAACACGCUAUGAUAAAACAUGCCUUCGACGGGAAUUUUUCAGCACCUGUCGACCAAUUGUUAAGGAGUGGAGCAAGGGUACUUGACGUCUGUUGCGGUUCAGCCGCUUGGAUGUUAGAACUAGCCAAAGAAUACCCCAACUCUUAUUUUGUCGGCGUAGACAUGGCACCUGUGGUCCUUGCAGACGAAAAGCCUAGUAACGUCGAGUUCGUAGAAUAUAAUGUCCUUGAUGGACUUCCUUUUAAUAGCAACUCGUUCGAUUUCGUAUUUUCCAGAGCCCUUGCCGCCGUAUAUACAAGGGCACAAUGGACUGAGGUUGCUAUUCCUGAGUACGCGAGAGUUACCAAGCCAGGCGGAUGGGUAGAGUUGUUGGAGUGGGAUGGAAUGAUAAGAGGUCAAG